Salvia splendens (bonfire salvia) is the source of this 1153-nucleotide messenger RNA. Its product is annotated as loganic acid O-methyltransferase. Gene Ontology annotation, molecular function: methyltransferase activity. The record is from RefSeq and is a predicted model, not a curated record. NCBI's taxonomy places the organism in Eukaryota, Viridiplantae, Streptophyta, Magnoliopsida, Lamiales, Lamiaceae. Bases 61 to 1104 code for a protein of 347 amino acids. The transcript is spliced from 3 exons.
UUCUCAUAUUGUCUAUAUAUAGACAUAUGAUUCACACCUAUCAACAUAUAUAGUUUCUUGAUGGAUUCCAAAGAUGAUGCAUAUUUUUCCAUGUAUGGUGGCGAUGGAAAUCACAGCUAUGCCAAAAACUCAACCUACCAGAGAGGACUAUUGGAUGCUGCAACGAAAAUCAUCGAAGAAGAAAUCGCCACAAAAUUAGAGAUUCCAACUUCAAGCAAGCACUUCUGCAUUGCCGAUUUUGGGUGCGCAACCGGCAGCAACUCUUUUCCGGCCAUGCACGCGAUCAUCAAAGACGUCAAACAAAAAUACAAAUCCGCACACCUCAAAACCCCAGAAUUCUACGUGUACUUCAACGACGUCGUCUCCAACGAUUUCAACACCCUCUUCAGCUCCCUCCCACCCAACAGGGGCUAUGAGGUAGCCGCAGUGCCCGGAGACUUCCACCGCUGUCUUCUCCCGCCAUCCUCCAUCCACUUCGCGUACUCUUCUUGCUCGCUCCACUGGCUGAUGGAGGUGCCCAAGGCGGCCGAGGGCCUCAAGUCUCCAUGUCGGAGCGGAGGAGAGAGGGAGGAGGUUUAUGAAGGUUAUUUGGGGCAAUUUGAGAGGGAUUUGGAAUCAUUCUUGAAAUGUAGGGCUUUGGAAAUGGUGGAAGGUGGGAUUAUGGCUCUUCUUAUUCCCGGAGUGCCUACUUAUUGGGACCCACAGAGAGAGUUUACCAGCGUGUCUUUGGCCGAACUUCUCAGAUCUUCCCUCCUCGAUCUGACCAAAAAGGGAAGACUGAGUGAGACAAAGUUAGCGAAAUUCAACCUUCCGUACUUCUUUCCCACCCCAGAGGAGGUGAGGGUUGUAUUGGAAAAGAGCAAGAGUUUUAGCAUUGAAAGAAUGGAGAUUUUGAAGAGUGCGGCAUUGCUCAGCAUUGAUGGCUACGUGGCAUGUUUUAGGGCCGCUCAUCAAAACAUGUUUUCACAUAAGUUUGGAGCUGAAACCGUCGACGAAAUUUUCGAUCUUUUGAAGAUGAAACUCCAAACAUUUCCUGUUUUCGCAAAUCCUUGUAAUGAUAAAUCUAUUGUGGUUGUUGCUAUCCUCAAGCACAGCAAUGUUUAGUACUUCGUCAUCGUUAUUGUUGCAUCAAUAAUUCUAAUUCUAAUAUAUC